UUAUAAUAAAAGUUGAAAUGUAGAACGCGAUGUCAAGAAGACUUUAAAAAGAGUUAGAUAGUAUGAAAAAGUCAUUUGCAAAUGAAUUCAAUAUUUAACUGCCCAAAAAUGAAAUUUCACAUUGGAUUAUUGGAUUUGAAGGUGCAAAAGGCACUCUAUAUGAAGGGGAAAAAUUCGAGUAAGAAUUGAGUUUGAUAUUUUAGAUUGCAAUUCAAGUUCCCAAAUAAUUAUGUAGAAGCUUUUAUUCUUAUUUAGCUCCUUUUUCUUUGAAAUUA
Paramecium octaurelia is the source of this 275-nucleotide messenger RNA. Lineage: Eukaryota; Ciliophora; Oligohymenophorea; Peniculida; Parameciidae. The record is from the annotation of a GenBank genome assembly.